Messenger RNA from Chenopodium quinoa (quinoa), 774 nucleotides. RefSeq lists its product as uncharacterized. Bases 1 to 720 code for a protein of 239 amino acids. The transcript is spliced from 3 exons. Gene Ontology annotation, molecular function: transposase activity; DNA binding. NCBI's taxonomy places the organism in Eukaryota, Viridiplantae, Streptophyta, Magnoliopsida, Caryophyllales, Amaranthaceae. The record is from RefSeq and is a predicted model, not a curated record. Gene Ontology annotation, biological process: DNA transposition.
AUGAAUGCCAAUGUUACAGCAGAGUACUUGGCUGAGAGAUAUGUGGAAGAGUGGAGAAACAACCCUAGUUGGAAGAUAAACAGCUUUAGGGAUAGGGUUUUGAGUGACUUGGGCAUUAAGAUUGGGUACUACAAGUAUGCCAGAGUUUGGGAUUAUGGGAAGGCAGUGCAGAAAUAUAGCCCAGGGACUGUAGUGAAUGUGGUGGUUGAUGGAUUGGAUAGGCCAGAGCCACCACUAUUCUUGAGGAUGUAUGUGUGCCUUUCCCAACUGGUAAGGGGUUUCUUAAAAGGCUGUAGGCCUUUAAUAGGGGUGGAUGGAUGCCAUUUGAAGGGCUCCUACCCUGGUCAGAUUCUGGUGGCAGUGGGAAAGGAUGGAAACAAUAGCAUCUACCCCUUUGCAUGGGCUACUGUAGAGGUGGAGAACAAAGAAACUUGGUGCUGGUUCUUGGAGUGUUUGAAGCAAAGUUUGGAUGACUUGGCAAUGGGAGGUGGCUUCACUUACAUGUCAGAUAGGCAGAAGGGCCUUCUUGAGGCAUUUGAGGAGGUGGUGCCCUUUGCUGAGAAGAGGUUUUGUGUGAGACACAUAUGGGCAAACUUCAAAUUACAGUUCACAGGGUCCACAUUCAAAGAGUUGUUUUGGAAUGCUGCUAGAGCUACAGUAUGGGUAUGCUCUGUUCUUUGUUUGUUUAUUAGUAUGGCAUUAGCUCAUUUUUUGUGGUAAAUCCAGAUGUGAUUAGUUUAUAAGCAUAACUUUGUGGUUAGUUUAGUUGUGAAC